AUACACCUCCAUGCAGUUUGUUAAUGGUGACCUUCAUUCUGUGGAGUUCUGUCAUUAUGUUCUUACACUUAGGGUUAGGAAUAUAUCUACUACAUAGCCGUGUACAGUGUUAACAAUUUUAUGCCAUGGCUUUAAAUACAAUUGGUCAGCCUUGCAAGAGUAUAUUCAGGUGUCUUCGGGCUGUUUUCUCCCACAGAUGCUUGCAGGCCACGUCCACAUUUCACACCACAGUCUUUCAGUCAAACUCCAACAGAACCUGUGUGGUCCGCUUCGGGAGGCAGAAGUAUGAGCGGAUGUAUCCGGUUCUGCUGGUGCGACCUGACGGGUCCACCAUCAACAUCAGAUAUAAAGAGCCCAGAAGAAUAAUGAAGAUGCCUGUGGACAUCACCACCCUCUCGGAGGAGGAGAGGAAAAUCAGAAUUCGGAAAAGAGAACCGAAGAGGGAAGCAAAACAAAAAUUGGAUGAUUUUGAGGAUGAUUUCAAAGUUGAUGAUUACAGCAAAUUCUGGAAGAAGAAGUGAAUGGACUGAUGCAGUUGAACGCCUCAUUCAGACUUUUUAUGUUGUCUCACGUACAAUAUUGCAAUUUUUUUUGUAUGUCACCCUGUAAUAAAAAAUUAUUGGUAAAAAUA
Messenger RNA from Carassius gibelio (silver crucian carp), 631 nucleotides. RefSeq names its product 39S ribosomal protein L55, mitochondrial. The record is from RefSeq and is a predicted model, not a curated record. Gene Ontology annotation, molecular function: structural constituent of ribosome. Gene Ontology annotation, biological process: translation. The transcript has 3 exons. Gene Ontology annotation, cellular component: mitochondrial large ribosomal subunit. The coding region runs from base 126 to 521 and encodes 131 amino acids. NCBI's taxonomy places the organism in Eukaryota, Metazoa, Chordata, Actinopteri, Cypriniformes, Cyprinidae.